Molecule: messenger RNA, 1725 nt
Organism: Musca vetustissima
Lineage: Eukaryota; Metazoa; Arthropoda; Insecta; Diptera; Muscidae
Product: zinc finger protein Xfin-like
Exons: 1
Coding region: 1-1725 (574 amino acids)
Biological process (GO): regulation of transcription by RNA polymerase II
Cellular component (GO): chromosome
Molecular function (GO): chromatin insulator sequence binding
Source: RefSeq, a predicted model, not a curated record
AUGGCCACCGCCGCACAACUUAACGACAACGCUUUGGAGAAACACAUGAUAUUUCUGUGUCCGGAAUGUGGCAAACAUAGUACCACACAAGUUGAAUGGCGAAGACACAUCAACAACAUCCAUGGCUAUGCCCAUAAAACAUCCAGUGAUUUUAAUUUCAAAGAAAUUGAUAGCAAUCAUCAUGAAUGUCAAAUUUGUCUCAAAUGGAUACCCAAUGGCCAUCAAACUCCUGCGGUAUUGCAGUAUCAUCGUUUCAAUCAUUUGCCAUAUCCAAAAAUCUAUCGCUGUAAACAUUGUCGUGGGUCAUUUUAUCGAAAACGGUCGCUGAUUGAUCAUCUGCAUCGUAACCACGCGGCAUUGGUGAAUAAGGGAGCAAUUGUGCAAAGCUCAAAUAGUGGAAAUGACAUUAAAAAUCCCUUGCGAGAUCCAUGCAUAAACAAGGAAUUCUACAUACGUUUCCUGUGUCCCUUAUGCGGCAAAUUGUUUGAACGUUAUCACAUUUGGUUGUUACAUUUGGAUUCAGCACAUCCCAGUACAUCGGUAGACUUGAAAAUGAAUCGUAUAACUGGUACGAAUAAUUAUUAUUGUAGUACAUGUUCGUUUACCCUGAAGGACGGCCCCAGUCGUAGCCAGUUGCAAAGACAUCAUUUUAGCCAUUUACCAUACCCCUCCUACUUCCAGUGUGCAUUUUGUUACAGCCGCAAGGAAUACAAAACGGAGUUACUGCUCCAUUUUAUGAAAUAUCACACAAGGGAAUUUUUUAAAUAUAAAAAGUACAUUGUUAUACCCGAUGAAUGGGGUGGUUGCGCGGAUAGAAAUACCAUAACAGAAAUUCAACGUCUCUUGGGAGAAGCUCAGCCCAAAAGUGAUAUAUUACAGAAGGCCCUGCUUGACAUUAACUUGGAGGAUGAAGGUAAUUCUGAUCAUGCAUCGAAAUUUAAUCACGAAAUGGCAUUGGAUCAAAGUCUGAAUUCUGGCAUUGUUGUGCCCCAUAACAACAGAACACCGCUCUCUAACAAUAGAAGUAAAACGACGACUAUACAAUUUUCCGAUAUAAGUGAACAGGAUUUGGAAUCCAUAUGCCAGGAAAUGUUUGAAGAAAUUCCAGAUUCCAACGGAUUGUUAACGGAUAAUUUCAAUCUGACCAAACAAAUGCAAAAAUACAUACACUACCUAUGCCCGGAGUGUGGUAAUGAAUUCAACGAUCAAAUCACUUGGCGUUCUCACGUCUACGAGGCCCACAAUCUGAUAAAUGCUGUACAGGCGAAAUUCCGUCCACUUAAUAGUCUGAAGACAAUGUAUUUAUGUCUGGUGUGCCAUCAAAUUCUGAAGACAUCCAAACAUGCCGAUUUGCGACGUCAUCAUUUUCAACAUAUGCCCUUUCAGUCGUAUUUGAAAUGUAUCAUUUGUAGUAAAACGAAAUCGAGUAAACCGAAAAUGGUCCAACACAUGGACUAUGUACAUUUAAUGCAUGCCCGGCGAGAACUGAAUGCUGAGCAGAUGAGAAAACUUGCCAAGAAAUAUCCGUGCCUACAAUGUGAUAAAUCGUAUACGACGUUGGCUCGUUAUCGCACCCACUGUCGUGUGUGCCCGAAAAAUUUAAAACCUUUGCCGAAGGUGAAAUGUAAUAUUGCUGAAAAUCAACGAUUAUUGGAACAUUUAAAGACGGCCAGUGAGCGUUUGGAUAAUAUGUUAAAGGAAGCCGGCCACCAAUCUAUAGCAUAA